Molecule: messenger RNA, 2866 nt
Organism: Pyricularia grisea
Lineage: Eukaryota; Fungi; Ascomycota; Sordariomycetes; Magnaporthales; Pyriculariaceae
Exons: 2
Coding region: 517-2184 (555 amino acids)
Biological process (GO): intracellular monoatomic cation homeostasis
Cellular component (GO): mitochondrial inner membrane
Molecular function (GO): ribosome binding
Source: RefSeq, a predicted model, not a curated record
CCGCCGCUCAUCACCAUCAGAGCAUGCUACAUCCCUGCAAUAACUCUGCUGAAAAAACAUACCUACGCAAGUGUCUCACCACUAAGGGACCAAUUAAUUGCACGAGCGUUGGAACUCUCUUCAAUACCUUACCUUACCUUACCUUACCUCGUAGCUUGCCAUACACAACUUCGCAAUCUAAUAGACCCUUGUGGAAAAUGCGCUACUAGGUCUAGAGUCAAACAACAACAACAACAACUACGACCAAACGACUUGCGCAGAUGAACCAUAUAUUUUUUCCAUCAUCAUCAUCAUCACCACCUUGUACAACAGAUUUCUCAUACAUUUUUGACAUUCAUCUUUUUCGCCCGUUGAACUGUUUAGAAUUCAUCUAGACCUACUUUAUUUCGCGCGAUUUGGGUGCUGAACUUAAUCCCCCACUUUUCAACGACGACGCCAUCUUCAACGACUCUGCGGACCUUCCUGCCCAUCUCUCUGGUACCUGCUUGAUCUCAUAACGGUCAUCACCCAUCAGCCAUGAGCGCCUCAGCAUCCGUCGCACGCCGCGCCGUGGUCAUGAACCCUUUGGUGGGCAAUGGCCGCGCGCUUCCACGAUCAGUCCUCAGGGCCUCCCAAGCUCACCUCGGUCGCCAUUCUCGGAACCUCGCUUUGCAGAACCCGGCCAUAGCACUGCUUAUACCCGUGCGAAGCCUCUCGACAGAUACACACACAUCCGGAAGAGGCGUUUCUUCCGUCCCUCCGCCCGGUUUCAACGCAGAUAAGGCUAAGAACCCGCUGCCGAAGGAGGAGAAACCAAAAGACAAGGAUGCUACUGGGAAGGCACCGGUAUCUGCCGAUUCGGCGGCGGUCAAGGCUACAGUGGUUGCCGAACCAUCCGAGAACUCGGCUUCGCUUACAGAACUAGCAGCCGACAAGGCGGCCGAGAAGAAGGACGAGCCCAAGAAGGAGGAGAAGAAGUUGACGUUAGGCCAGAAGAUCAAGAAGGAGGUUCAGCACUACUGGGAUGGAACCAAGCUGCUUGCCGCUGAGGUCAAGAUCAGCAGUCGCCUUGCACUAAAGAUGGCCGCAGGCUAUGAGCUUACCCGUCGUGAGAGCCGCCAGCUUCAGCGAACUGUCCAGGAUCUUGGCCGCCUGGUCCCAUUUUCGGUCUUCAUCAUCGUCCCAUUCGCGGAGCUGCUGCUCCCUGUGGCUCUCAAGCUCUUCCCUAACCUUCUGCCCAGCACGUACGAGGGCCAGAAGUCGAGGGAUAAGAAGACGAACGCGCUCCGGGCCACCCGGAAAGAGGUCAGCGGCUUUUUGAGGCAGACGUUGAAAGAGACGGGUCUGCCUGUAACGGCGGCGACCACCCAGAGGGACGAGUUUACAAACUUCUUCCGCAAGCUCAGGUCGACGGGCGAAAAGCCGACGGCGGAAGACGUCAUCAGGGUCUGCAAGAUUUUCCGGGAUGACUUGACGCUGGACAACCUCUCAAGGCCGCAGCUUGUGUCAAUGUGCCGUUAUCUGAACCUGAACACGUUUGGCACGGACAUGAUGCUCAGAUACCAGAUCCGACACAGGAUGCGACAGAUCAAGCGCGACGACAAGGCCAUCAGCUACGAGGGUGUUGACAGCCUGACUGUUGCGGAACUGCAGACAGCGUGCCAGAGCCGCGGCAUCAGGACCCACGGUAUCUCCCCUGCUAGGCUACGAGAGGAUCUUCAGACAUGGCUGGACCUUAGGCUCAAGGACGGUGUGCCAUCGACGCUGUUGGUUCUGAGCAGCGCCUACAUGUACAGCCAGAGCAGCUCAUCGGCUGCAGCGGAAGAUGGUGAGGUUUCGGACCAGAUCGAGGCACUGACGGGCGUCUUGUCAUCGAUCCCCGAGGAACUUUUCCAUGAAAUCGAGUUGGAGGUGCACAACGCCGAGGGUGCGGCAACGAACAAGCAGCGUCUCGAGGUCCUCAAGGAGCAGCAAGAACUGAUCGAGGAGGAGAACGAGCAGAACCAGGGUAACGAGGAGACGGGGUUGGCGACACCCCGCGACGUGGAUGACAUUGACGAAAAGGACGAGCGCGAGUUGCAGGCGGCCAAGGAAGCCGCGACAGAAGAACUCGGAGGUGUCGAGAAACAGCAGGUCGGAGACAUGGUGGAGGCAGAGCAAAUUACUCCAGCUGCUGAAAAGACGGCCAAGAAGAGUGAGAAGUAGAAUGCGACAUGAGAACAGCAUACUGCAUGCAUCCAUCUCCUUUGUAAUUUUUUGGGAGGUUCUUGGUUUUUUUUUUUUAUUCUCGAUAAAACGUGUAUUUUUUUUUAUUCUUUUUCUUCAGAGGGAACCCCUCUCUCGGUGUCUUACUCACAUUUUUUUUUUAUCGACCGACUGGCCUGUUUAAGUGGUGGGCCACCGAGGCAGGUUAUGUAUGUACGUGGAAACUAUUGCAUGGAGUCAGGAGGCGGAAAUCAGGAUUCAGACAUAGAUGGAGAGAAUCUCUAUACAAAACUCCACUUAUAGAAUCGGUACUUUGGGCCAUUAUUUCUAGUAUAUUCGGGUAUUUUUGUUUGUUUUGGCGGGCUCUGAAUGAUAUUGCUGUGGUAUUGUUUUUGUCUUGCUUUGGAAGUUGGUUGAGUCUGCAGCAACUUGUUCUAACGUUUUUUUCAGGGGCAGUCACCGAGCACAUACCACCGACUUCAAAGCAAGACAUGCCAACAACCACACCACACUCGUGUGUUGCCAUCACCACAAGCAAACAAGCGUGCGCAAUGUAUGCAUGCAUUGCAGCCUCAGCUUACUUUACUACCGAGAUAGUCCAACCAACAUACGACUUUUUUUUUCUUCAAAGGAAAGCUUUCAGCCGGCAGUCAAACAUGACCUUAUUAUGGUGUCCGAUUGG